GGGUGCAGGAGGGCUUCUUGGGAAUCUCCAGAACGUUCAGAGUCCAGAGCGACUGCCUUUUCCUGCGAGUGAGGGAGUCGACAUCUUGUUAUCCUCAUGGGCCAGAGGAGGAAACUGAGGCAGAGAGGGGAAGUGACUUAUCCAAGGCCAGGCUGACGGUCAGAGUGGGGCCACAGUAGAGUAUGCGGCCUCCCUGGCUAGGGAAGGACCCAUAGGCGGACGUCUCUGUGCCAAGGACUAGGGUUAAAGACAUAGCAAGGCCCCUCGAAGGAGGGGAGGCCGGGGCCAGCAGAGGCUCUCCUGAGGGGACGAGGCUGGCUCGGUGCGGGGGGGGGGGGGGGGCCUGGAGGCUGCCGCAGCACCUUGAAGUCGGCUGUUCCGCUUGUGUGCGGAGGGAGGGCCUGGCUCUCCCGAGGAGUCUCCCUGCCAAGGGAACUUGUUCCCUCUUGUCUCCAUUGGAUGGCACCUCUGCAGGAUGCUGGCGGGCGCCCACGCCUUGCUGUGCCGAGUGCUUCUGACGCAUCCGGGCAAGGAGUUUGCUGGCCGCGUGCCCAGGGCUGUGCGUGCGUGCAUGUGUGAGUGUGUGUGUGUGUGUGUGUGUGUGUGUGUGUGUGCAUGUGUGUGCGUACGAGUGUGUGUGAGUGUGCGUGCGUGCAUGUAUGAGUGUGUGAGUGUGUGUGUGAGUGUGCGAGUGUGUGUGUGAGUGUGCGAGUGUGUGUGCACGCACCCGCGCGGUUCUGCCUGGUAGCUUGUACUGUAGGCACGUCAGUAGCGAGAGUGGCUGCUCCUUCCAACCCUGCGGCCCCGGGGAGGCCCCGGAAGGAGCUCAGGGCAUCGGAUGGAUGCGUCACAAGGUCACACGUAGGGCACCGCGUUCCCAGGCGUCCCGGCUGGCCUGGGCUCAGGGAGAGGCCACGAUGGCCAGCCUUGGCUGGCGCUGAGGGCUUGGCAAACGUCUGGACGGGUCUGUGUCCAGGGAAUAAGGAACUGGGGCCGGGCAACCAAGGCGAGGGGCUGUAGCGGCAGAAAAGCUGGCAAGGCUCAGAGGACCAGAACCUACGGCAUGCCUGAGCGGAGAGCAUCAAAAAGAAGCGGAGGGCUCGCAGGGCCGGGACGGCCAAGGUGACUCAGAACUGGACAGGUGGUCAACAUAAAAGCCAAGGUGAACAGAGCCUUCAACACCAGCAUGGAGGUGGGCAUCCAGGUCACCUCAGAGGACCUAUGCAGUGAGAAACAGUGGAGUGUGUGCAAAGCCCUGGCCACGUUCGUGGCCCAGCGAGACUCUUCCAAGGUGAAGCUAAAACAGAUCUUGCCACUGACAGAGGAGGAGAAGGUGGAGUACAGUGUGGCUGCAGAGCGUCGAAGGAUGAGGCUGGUCUACACGGAAACCAUCCAGGACCUGCUGGCCAAAAGCAUCAUUCAGGAUGAUCUAGAGAGCAGAGACUGCAGUAUGAAGGUACCUGCUGAGAAGACCCGAGUGGAGAGUGUGGAGUUGGUCCUACCCCCCCAUGCCAAUCACCAGGGCAACACCUUUGGUGGACAGAUCAUGGCCUGGAUGGAGAAUGUGGCCACCAUUGCAGCCAGCCGCCUAUGCCGAGCCCACCCCACCCUGAAGACCAUUGAGAUGUUCCACUUUCGAGGCCCAUCCCAGGUUGGGGACCGGCUGGUGCUCAAGGCCAUCGUCAACAAUGCCUUCAAGAACAGCAUGGAGGUCGGGGUGUGCGUGGAAGCCUACCGCCAGGAGAUGGAGUCCUGCAGGCGGCACCUCAACAGCGCCUUCAUGACCUUCGUGGUCCUGGACGGAGAGGACCAGCCCAUGACCCUGCCCUGGAUUCAGCCGCAGAGAGGAGACGGCGAGCGUCGCUAUAGAGAGGCCAGCGCUAGGAAGAAGAUGAGGCUGGACAGGAAGUACAUCGUGUCUUGUAAGCAGGCCGAGGUCCCCCUCUCUGUUCCCUGGGACCCAAGUAACCAGGUAUAUCUGAGCUACAAUAAUGUCUCCUCCCUGAAGAUGCUCAUGGCCAAAGACACCUGGGUGCUUACUUCCGAGAUCAAUAAGAUCAAACUCUACACCUUGGAGGAUGACAAAUUCCUGUCCUUCCACCUGGAGAUGACUGUCCAUACGGACACAACUCAAGCCUUCCUCCUGCUCUCAGACCUGCGCCGGAGACCUGAGUGGGACAAGCACUACAAGAGCGUUGAACUCAUACAGCAGGUGGAUGACGACGACGCCAUCUACCACGUCAUCAGCCCCGUCCUGCCCGGAGCUGACGGCAAGCCCGGGGACUUCAUCAUCCUGGCCUCGAGGAGGAAGCCGUGCGACAGUGGCCCUGACUUUUCUGCUUCUGAGCUGUGUGACUUUGGGCAAGUCACUUGCCUGGACUGGGCCCCAGGUGAGAGGGAUCCCUACGUGGUCGCCCUCAGGUCAGUCACCCUGCCCACCCACCCCGAGACCCCGGAGCGCACCAGAGGGGAGACCCUGUGCUCUGGCUUCUGCCUCUGGCGAGAGGGGGAUCAGCAAACCAAGGUGUCCUACUACAAUCAGGCGACCACCAGCUUCCUGAACUACGUGACGACCAACGUGGCGGGACUGUCGUCCGAAUUCAUCACCACCUUCAAGGCCUGUGAGCGGUUCCUCCUGGACAACAAGAGCGAGCUGGCCCUCAGCCUCCAGAACCUCUAGUGCCUGCCCGGCCGGCCCAGGGCCCUCCCCCAGCUCGGCCACUCCCCGGGGCACCAGGCUGACCGGUGAGGCCGGCCCUCCAGCCACGGCCGGCCCUCCAGCCACGGCCGGCCCUCCUGGCCAGGCCUCCCGACCUGUCUGUGGCUCAGGCCACGACGACUGCCUAGUUCUGGGGUCUCCCCCAGCCCCAGCCAGCCUGGACCAAUGAGCGCCGGGCAGUCCUGUGUGGUUUGAACCUUUGCCUCGUGCCUUAGAAUCAAUACCGUGGACUGAUUCCAGGGCUCAUGUGAGUGGUAAGCAAUAGGCCAGGGGGGAUAAGGGGUUAAGGGACUGGCCAGAUUUGAACCCAGGACCUCCUGUCUCUAGCCUCAACCCACUGGGCCACCUGGCUGCCCCCAGCAGUGAGGAAUGGGCCAAGCAGGCUCUGGUGACAGGAGGGAGCCAACGGCGCCCGUGGAGCCCGGGCUCGUGAAGUUCUAGGAGGACCCAGUGAGCCCCGGGCCCACGCAGAGGAGCUCCAGAUCCCUGGGGGCCGGGCGGGCUGGCUGUAGUCUGACAUGGAUCAGGGAGAACACAGACAAGCGGGUCCCUUCCGGUCCUGCUACCUGGCAGUGCCGGACCGCAGAGGGGUGCCUGGGAGUGACUUGGGGGGAGAAGAGGGCAGGCAGGCCCCCCGGGUGGCACCGAGGAGUCCCUAUGCCUGGGGGUGACUUAGGGGGAGAAGAGGGCAGGCAGGCCCCCUGGGUGGCACCGAGGAGUCCCUAUGCCUGGGGGUGACUUAGGGGGAGAAGAGGGCAGGCAGGCCCCCUGGGUGGCACCGAGGAGUCCCUAUGCCUGGGGGUGACUUAGGGGGAGAAGAGGGCAGGCAGGCCCCCCAGGUGGCACCGAGGAGUCCCUAUGCCUGGGGGUGACUUGGGGGGGGAAGAGGGCAGGCAGGCCCCCCAGGUGGCACCGAGGCAUCUCUGGGCCCUCCGCCUGGGGGUGACUUGGGGGGGAAAGAGGGCAGGCAGGCCCCGGGUGGCACCGAGGCAUCUCUGGGCCCUCCACCAUCCCUUAGGCCAAGCCUUGGGAUCUAUGACACAAAGGCAGGCAGGAUGGUGCACACAGCCGUGAGUCUGUACAAGCAAUAAAAGGCGAAUGUCUC
This is a messenger RNA of Monodelphis domestica (gray short-tailed opossum), 3824 nucleotides long. RefSeq names its product acyl-CoA thioesterase 11 (gene ACOT11). Gene Ontology annotation, biological process: acyl-CoA metabolic process. The record is from RefSeq and is a predicted model, not a curated record. Gene Ontology annotation, molecular function: lipid binding; long-chain fatty acyl-CoA hydrolase activity. NCBI's taxonomy places the organism in Eukaryota, Metazoa, Chordata, Mammalia, Didelphimorphia, Didelphidae. Gene Ontology annotation, cellular component: cytosol; cytoplasm.